GUACGGCAUUCUCUUUCAGAUAGUGUAGAUUUACUGUGUAAACAAGAAAGUACGUAGAAGAUUGCUUUGUCACGUUCUUGUUGCUGAAUUCCUAACAAAUCCACGAUUUCUGAGGAAAACUCAAGCUAAAUCUGUCGAAAUAUGGUCGGGAAAGGAGCCUUUCUGGUUGGGAUUGUCCUGCUCCUGACGCAAACGACAACAGUCGCAGCUUGGCCGUGUGAGUGGGACGAGUACACGUGUACCAACCUGAGGUGCGUCCCCAACCGUUACAAGUGUGAUGGCGACGACGAUUGUCGCGAUAACUCGGAUGAAACUUCCUUGGCAGGAUGUAGCUAUAACUGGAGCUAUACCACUUGGUAUUGGACUCCGAGUGUCGGGACGAUCAUCGGGAUCGUCUUCGGAGUGAUCAGUUUCAUUGUCUUCAUCGUGGUGGCUUCCUACUUCUGCUGCUGCCGGAGUAACAACACCACACGGACCAGCAUCGUGGUGCCGACCCAACCUACCACCGUUGCUUACACGACGAGUAGCCAGACGGUGUACACCCAGCCGGGAGGAUACGGCUACGGACCGCCCCAGGGCCCGCCUGCAUACGGCUCACCCCCAGCCCCGGGGCCGCCACCCUACCUGCCACCCCCCGCCCAACCCAGCGUGGCAUCGCCUCCCCUGGGGUCGUCACCCUACAACAACGACCCCGCCUACCCACCGCCCAACCCGUGGGGCAAAUAGUGAAAUCAAACUCAGAGUUCAUUCGCUUUUUACCUAGAACAAUGAUCGUAGAUUGGAACUGGUAAGGAUAACAUCACCUUUCCAAACCGGAGCCCGACCGGGCUGUUCGUGGAAACGUAAAAAAGAAACGCAUACGUAGAAAUAUACACAAAUAAUGCCCACGACUAUUCUCUUUACGUCUUGUGUAGUUUGGUGUAGUUUAUAUCAUACUUUUCAUUCCCGAUUAAAGCUGCCCGGCUGGGCCCCGGUUUGGAAACGUGACGUAGGCCUUACUUGAACCACUGCAGUACUGUAUUUUCUAUAAGUGUACAUAAUACUAUUAUAGCCCAGAUGUUGUCGUUGUACAAUUUAUUGCACAUAUUGUUUAUGUUCCAUUUAAUGAUUUAUGAGUCUUACCAUGCUGUGUAUUUGAUACGCAAUUUUUUAGUAGACCACACAGAAUAGGAGCUUAAAACCCUGUGCAGUCUAGUUAUGUGUGUUCUAUAAGAGUUAUGUAUAUAACAUUUUUGUUCAGUUCAUAAAGUGUUACAAGAGAAUUUGAUUUGUGAAUUUGCCAUAUAUUUUUAGUGAUUUUGUUUUUAUACAACACUAGUAUCAGUUAAGUCUUCUUAGUCAGAUUGUGUGCCGUCCUGUACUGGUUAAUGUGAAUCUAAGACUGUAGAAGUUUAAUGUGUUUUACUACAGAGUCAAUAAACUGAAAAAAAGUUAUUGCAGACUUCUUCAGAACUGACUUGGAAAGACACUUCCUUUCAUUAUCUGUUCAAAACUGUUAUUUAUCUCCAAUACAAAUGUAGGCAUA
This is a messenger RNA of Branchiostoma floridae (Florida lancelet), 1525 nucleotides long. Its product is annotated as cysteine and tyrosine-rich protein 1-like. The transcript has 4 exons. The coding region runs from base 142 to 726 and encodes 194 amino acids. The record is from RefSeq and is a predicted model, not a curated record. Gene Ontology annotation, molecular function: protein binding. Lineage: Eukaryota; Metazoa; Chordata; Leptocardii; Amphioxiformes; Branchiostomatidae.